GGAAUCUUAUCGGGUGGCUAUCUAUUUGAUAAAUAUGCUUAUGAAUCUACAGGUGCAAGAACUUUGAAAUCUUUCUAUGUUUUGAUUAGAAUAGGUAUUGAUUACAAGUUCUUCUUCAAUGAAAGAAACGAUAUUGCUGCUCUACAUGAACGAAACGCUGAUAGAUUGUUCAACUUGCUUAAUGACAACAAAGGUCUUUAUAUCAAAUUAGGUCAAAACAUUGCAAAUCAAGCCACUGUUUUCCCCAAGGCAUUCCAGGAUAAGUUUGCCAAACUAUAUGAUUCUGCUGCUCAAGAUCCGUGGAAUAAAGUUGAUGGUAUUUUGAAAGCUGAGUUGGGUAAUAACUAUCAAGAUCAUUUCAAUUAUAUCGAACAAACUCCGAUAGCUAGUGCAAGUAUUGCCCAGGUUCAUAAGGCUGAAUUGAAAACUGGUGAGAAAGUGGCUUUGAAAGUGCAGCAUUAUUAUAUCUCAAAGCAGAUUGAAGCAGAUUUGUUGACUUAUAGAUUAUUCACUAGAAUUUAUGAAUAUUUUUUUGAGAUCCCUGUUUCAUUCACAUCCCAUUAUAUUUCUGAGCAUUUGAAAGAAGAAGUUGAUUUCAGAAAGGAAUUGGAAAAUGGUGAUAGAGUUACUAAAUUGAUUGCAGAUGAUGAUUAUCUAUAUAAUAAAAUCCAUGUUCCAAAGAAUUAUCAUGAUUUAUCAACAAAAAGGGUAUUGACUGCUGAAUGGUGUGAUGGUGUUCCAUUAAUUUUCUACGAUAAAUUGAAAGAAGAAUAUAAUACAAAGAAGAUCAUGAAGUAUUAUCUUGAACUUUUCUCCAAAAUGAUCUUUCAAUGGGGGUUUGUCCAUGCUGAUCCACAUCCAGGAAAUUUACUUGUGAGAUACAACAAGACAUCAAAGAUACAAGAAUUGGUGUUAUUAGAUCAUGGGCUAUAUGUUGAAUUCCCAGAUACACUAAGACAUGAAUAUUGUGCCCUUUGGAAGAGUUUGUUUGAAUUGAAUGAUAAAGAAUUAAAGAAGAUAGCAAUUAGUUGGGGUAUUGGAUCUGAUCAAUCUGAUAUGUUUGCAAGUUUUUCAUUGCUAAAACCAUAUCACAAGACAACAGAGAAUUUAUCCAAGAUGACAAACUUUGAAAGACAAGAGUUCAUGAAGGAGAAUUUCAAAAAUUUCUUCAAAGAAACUGAGAAAUUCCCAUUAGAGUUAAUUUUCCUUGGUAGAUCGAUGAGAAUGAUCCAAUUAUUAAAUCAAAAAUAUAGAGCUCCUGUAAACAGAAUCAAUCUCUUCACAAAAGAAGCUGUUAAAGGGUAUUAUUUGAAUGAACCAAAUGUUAAAAAUCCGGGAAUCUGGCAUAGACUAGAAAGAACUCUAAGAUAUUCAAUCUUUGUUUUAAUAUUAACUAUAUCUGACAUCACUUUCUAUACAUCAAAAGCUGGUCAAUAUCUCUUUGGUACCAAA
Hansenula anomala is the source of this 1452-nucleotide messenger RNA. RefSeq names its product ABC1 kinase family protein. The annotation marks the transcript as partial. NCBI's taxonomy places the organism in Eukaryota, Fungi, Ascomycota, Saccharomycetes, Phaffomycetales, Wickerhamomycetaceae. The transcript has a single exon. The record is from RefSeq and is a predicted model, not a curated record.